Molecule: messenger RNA, 3327 nt
Organism: Menidia menidia (Atlantic silverside)
Lineage: Eukaryota; Metazoa; Chordata; Actinopteri; Atheriniformes; Atherinopsidae
Source: the annotation of a GenBank genome assembly
CCAGCUUGUUAUCAUUUUACUACUUUCAAUCUAAAACUAGUUACAACCAUCAACCUGUAGAUGGCAGCAUUUGGUCAUCGAGUAAAAAGGAAUCCCACGAAGAAGAAAUCUAUCCGCCCACAGGCCGACUGCUGCUUCCAGUCAGUCAACGUAAACACUGGAACAUCUCCUUGGAUAUUGUAUUAUUUCGUCGUUUUGGAUCUUUUUUCUUCGCAGACUCUGCUACAGAAUUGCUACACGAUGUGAAGAUAGAUAAACAAUAUAAUUGUUAGUUAUGCAUUUGAAGACCGCGGGUUUACCAAGGCCUUGAUGUUGCCCUGCUAACAAAUGCCAAUGAUUCAGCUGGAGAAACCAGUGCUGACUGGUACCAUGCCAGUGGUGUGGCCCACCAUCCUAGACCUAGGCAGAGAUGAGUGCAAACGAAUUCUCCGGAAACUGGAGCUGGAGGCAUACGCUGGGGUCAUCAGUGCCCUGCGAGCUCAAGGAGACCUGACAAAGGAUAAGAAGGAUCUGCUGGCAGAACUCACUAAAAUCCUUGGCAUCUCAACAGAGCGCCACCGUGCAGAGGUUCGCAGGGCUGUGAACGAUGAGCGGCUCACCACCAUCGCUUUUCACAUGUCGGGUCCUAACAGCUCCUCUGAAUGGUCUAUUGAGGGGCGCCGGCUCGUUCCUCUGAUGCCGAGGCUGGUCCCCCAGACCGCCUUCACCGUGGCAGCUAACGCCGUGGCUAGUGCCACGGCCAAUCAAAACGCCUCCCUUCUGUUGCCAGCUGAAACCGGAAACAAAGAAGUUGUUGUAUGUUACUCCUACACAAGCACCACCUCCACCUCCACCAGCGCCACGGCAUCCAGCGGCCCCAUAGGAGCCACCGUCAAAUCCCCUCGACCUGCCAGCCCCUCCUCCAACGUGGUGGUGCUGCCCAGUGGGAGCACCGUCUACGUGAAAAGCGUUAGUUGUUCUGACGAGGAUGAGAAGCCGCGCAAGCGAAGACGCACAAACUCGUCCAGCUCGUCUCCAGUGAUGCUGAAAGAGGUAGCCAAGGUGUCCCCCCCCAUGUCCAAGAGCAUCACCGUGCCUGUGAGCAGCAGCCCCAAGAUGAGCAACAUCAUGCAGAGCAUCGCCAAUUCCCUGCCGCCACACCUGUCCCCCGUCAAGAUCACCUUCACCAAGCCCACCAUUCAGACCACCAGCACCACCACUCAGAAGGUGAUCAUCGUGACGACGUCCCCGAGCUCCAAUUUUGUGCCCAAUAUCCUGUCCAAGUCUCACACUCACAGUAACGCCGCCGUGUCCAAGCUGGGCUCCACCUCAGUGCUGACCACGCCCACCCAGAAGCAGACGGUGGUCUUCCCCUCCAGCUCCAGCCCUUCCACCAUCGCCGUGACCAGCGUGGUGUCCUCCAGUCCCUCAGUGGUCAUGUCCACCAUGGCGUCAUGUGUAGCCUCGGCUGGAGUGAAGGUUUCCUCUGCCAGACUUCCUUCACCAAAGACCCUGGUGGGCUCCCCCACUCAGAUCCUAGCUCACUUCCCCAAACAGCAGUCCCCCAAGCAGCUGCCACAGGGCUCACCGUUAGGAGCGGCCAGUCUCAGCCAGACCCAGAGCACCAGCACCCUUACAGGAGCCAAGCCCACCAUCCAGAUCAAACAGGAGUCUGGGGUGAAGAUAAUUACUCAGCAGGUGCAGCCCAGUAAAAUCCUGCCCAAGCCGUCCUCUGUGGCUCUGUCCAGCAGCAACUCUUCACCCAUCAUGGUCGUCAGUAGCAAUGGCGCCAUCAUGACCACCAAGCUGGUCACACAGCCAACAGCUUCCCAGGCCACCUACACACGGCCCACGGUUAGCCCCAACAUCGGCGCCAGGAUAUCGGCCUCCAGUGGCAGCACCACCUAUGUCAAAACCACCAGCGGCAGCAUCAUCACGGUGGUGCCCAAGUCUCUGGCCACGCUGGGCGGAAAGAUCAUCAGCAGCAACAUCGUCUCUGGCACCACAACCAAAAUCACCACCAUUCCCAUGACAUCCAAGCCAAACGUGAUUGUGGUGCAGAAAACCACGGGCAAAGGGGCGACCAUCCAGGGGCUGCCGGGCAAGAACGUGGUGACCACGCUUCUGAACGCGGGGGGGGAGAAGAGCCUGCAGGCCGUUCAGGGGACCAAACCAGCCAUCAUCACUGCCUCCAGGCCCAUCACCAAGAUGAUCGUCACCCAGCCCAAAGGCAUGAGCUGUGGGUCCCAGUCCACAGCCACCAAGAUCAUCCCGACCAAGAUAGUUUAUGGACAACAGGGCAAGACACAGGUUCUCAUCAAGCCCAAGCCGGUGUUCCAGGCGGCGGUGGUGAGCGAGCAGACCCGGCAGCUGGUCACUGAGACGCUGCAGCAGGUGACCCGCUCCGCAGAGGUCAGCCAGAGCCAGGCGUCCGGCCCGGACGGCUCCACCAAGGAGGAGAGCGUAACGGAGGCCAGCAGCAGCGGCCCGGCCGGCGAGGGCGCCCACAGCAGCACUCAGGGUACAGACCCCCGCAGCCCCCCCGGCCAGCCCCUCAGGGCUGCGCUGACCGAACCACAGACUGUAGUGCAGGUGAUGGCCUCCAGAGAGCAGGAGUGGGCUGAGCAGGAAGUGGCUGUGGAGGCCAGCCCCACCAUUAUCUACCAGGAGGUGACCGGGGGAGAAUCCCAGUCCGCCACCUCCACUAUAAAAGCCCUUUUGGAGCUUCAGCAGACAACAGUGAAAGAGAAGGCAGAGUCCAAACUCAGGCAGCACACCAUCGACCUGAGCCAGAUGGCGGUGCCUAUCCAGCUGGCCCAGGAGAAAAAGCCCAGCCCCGAGUCCCCAAGGCCCUCCACCUCCGAGGCUGAGCCCAGCUCCGAGCACACAUCAGCAGGCAAAGCCGGCAGGGUGGGGGCGCCCUUGGAGGAAAAUGAUGUGGUUGUGUCCUCCAAUCAGCCGCUGGGGAAGCCUUGUAACAGCAGCCUAGUUACCGUGGUAACCAAACCGGCGGCUGUCUCCUCUGCGGCUGCAGCGUCGCACACGGCCCUGGAUACUAGAGGUAAGGCGGAGGCUGUGCUGGAGGUGGGCGAGCUGGAGGGGGACACCUUGGACCCACAGACGGGCUUGUUCUACCGCUCCGGCCAGCCGCCCGCAGACACCAGCAGCAGAGUUAGUUUUCUGGUCAGUGGUGAGGCGGAGCUGCAGUGUGUCUGUCCGAGGGCUGAUGCAGAGCUGGAAAACCAUCAGCAGAAGUCUCUCCGGGCUCCCGCUGCUGGACGCGCGUGUGGAUCCAUUGCGCCACCAGUACGGGGUUUUGCAGGUCGUCGUCCUGCUGUUGCCACCUGA